Messenger RNA from Eurytemora carolleeae, 687 nucleotides. RefSeq names its product glutathione S-transferase DHAR2. Bases 26 to 661 code for a protein of 211 amino acids. The record is from RefSeq and is a predicted model, not a curated record. Lineage: Eukaryota; Metazoa; Arthropoda; Copepoda; Calanoida; Temoridae. Gene Ontology annotation, molecular function: glutathione dehydrogenase (ascorbate) activity. The transcript has 7 exons. Gene Ontology annotation, biological process: cellular oxidant detoxification; ascorbate glutathione cycle.
UAAAUUGUUUGUGUUACAGAUUAUAAUGGAACUGUACAUAAAAGCUGGACCGGAUGGUACAAGUGUAGGAGAUUGUCCUUUUGCGCAUUUUGUCCGAGCUGUACUCAGGAUGAAAGGAUUAGAAUGUACGGUGAUUCCAUGUACACAGGAAACUAAACCGGUUUGGCUGGUUCAAGACUGUCAGGGGAAAAUGCCUUGUCUAAGGGAUGGAGAGGAAAGAGUGACUGAAAGCUCUGUAAUAGUAAAAUACUUGGAGGACAAAUAUCAGACAACCAAGAUAGAGUGUUCUGAUGAUAUUGAUGUAAUGAUGAAAGUUGCCCCAAUCUUUCAGUCUCUGGCAAAAUUUAUAAAAAAGAUUGAGUUUGAUGAAGAGCUGGAGAGAAAUCUGAUUGAAGAAAUCAGGAUAUUAGAGAAUCAUCUUCAAACCUCGACAGGACCAUAUCUGUGUGGAGCAACUCCCUCCCUAUCCGACCUAUCUUUAGCUCCUAAACUGUACCAUCUCGAGACCACCCUAUCCAACUACUAUCCAGAAACUCUUGAAAAGGUUAUGCAAGGAAAGGUUAAAGAGUACACUGAACUUGUACUGUCCCUACCUGCUGUACGGGACACCUUGUACCCUAGGGAGUACGUACUGAAGGGCUGGGAGCAAGCCAGAAGUUAAUUGAAAGAGUCCCUUUCAGAGCCUUC